Molecule: messenger RNA, 888 nt
Organism: Necator americanus (New World hookworm)
Lineage: Eukaryota; Metazoa; Nematoda; Chromadorea; Rhabditida; Ancylostomatidae
Exons: 1
Coding region: 1-888 (295 amino acids)
Source: RefSeq, a predicted model, not a curated record
AUGCGAAAGUUGGAAUGGGACGACAUGGGAGUGAAGGUUGAUGGUCGGCAGCUACACCAUUUGCGCUUUGCUGAUGACAUCGUACUGGUAACACCUAGCAUCAGCCAAGCGGAACGAAUGCUGACCGAAUUCGACGAAACAUGUGGAUGCAUCGGUCUUCAGCUGAAUCUACAAAAGACGAUGUUCAUGCGGAACGGAUGGGUCUCGGAUGCCCCAUUCACGCUCAACGGAACGAACAUAUCCGAAUGCACCAGCUACGUUUAUCUGGGUCGGGAACUGAACAUGAUGAACGACCUGACCCCCGAGCUGGGCAGGAGGAGACGAGCGGCUUGGGGAGCGUACAAGAGCAUCGAGGAUGUAGUGAAGAAGACCAGGAACACCCGGCUCCGUGCUCACCUCUUCAACACCACCGUACUUCCUGCUUUGACCUAUGCUUCGGAAACCUGGGCAUUUCGCAAGCAGGAAGAAAACGCGGUGAGCGUCCUUGAACGCGCAAUUGAGAGAGUGAUGCUAGGAGUAUCCCGUUUCACGCAAGUGAGGGACGGGAUUCGAAGUUCUCUCCUACGUCAGCGAUCGAAGAUUAGAGACGCCGCCGCGUUUGCCAAGGAAAGUAAAAUAAGGUGGGCCGGACACGUGAUGCGCUUUACUGACAACCGUUGGAAAAGAGCCGUGAGCGACUGGGUUCCCCGCGAUAUUAAGCGCACUACAGGAAGACCGCCGACCCGAUGGUCAGAUUUCUUCACGAAGUCCUUGAAAGAAAAAUAUGAUGCUCUUCGUGUCCCACGCGAAAGGAGGAACCACUGGGCUACUCUGGCACGCGAUCGGGACAAAUGGAAGAAUUACUGGCGCCCGCUCGACCAGUUCGAAGAUCAACGGGAGUCAAGGUGA